CUCGUGAGCCUUUAAACAGAAACCAAAACUUGUGUAACAUUCUAAAAGGCCAGCACGAAGAAAUAGAGAGUGAUGGAGGCGGUACAUAGAAAUCUCUCACACGCCAUGCGUGACAAUUACAACGAACAUGGCGUUGACGAGUACUACCGAAAAGUGGCAGCAACAUAUCGCAAUCCUUUCUAUCCUGGUAUCAAAAAAGCUGUAUGGGCCUUGAUGAAUCGAUGGUGGGAAGCAGAGGGACGAGAUAUGUUCUCUCAAGAGGAAAAGAGGGGGCGGAAAAACUUGAAAGUACUCGAUAUGGCUGCUGGAAGUGGGGAAGGGACUCUAUGCUUGCUUGAAUGGGCGCGAACAGGCUCAACUAACGCCUCUGCAGAGGCUACUUCGUCUGCUUCACAACCCAGCUUGUCCGUUCCCGACCCCUUAGCCCUCUUACGCUCGACUGCGCCAUCUACAUCGGCUCGACAAGCGUUUGUCCCUCCCAAUGUCCGUCGCCCUGUUGUCCCCCCUCCGAAACCAACAGCAUCUGCCAAAGUCAGCUCCAGCGGAAACCAGGUGUUUGGGAGCAUGAUUCCAGCCAGAUUGCCCGAAGGUUUCGAAAUUGACGUUAUUGCCACAGACCCUUAUACUUCCCCUGCUUACACAGAACGCACUUCUAGGCCCUGCCAUUCUUUAUCGUUUACGGAUCUUGCUCAAGGUCUUCUGCCACCUACAAGUGCAAUGACUUCUCCCAGGUCUGAGGAUCCCAACAAUAACUCGGAGCCAAUUUGGGACAUCAUCAUUUGCUCUUUCGCUCUUCACUUAGUGACCAAUCCCUCAGAGUUGUUUGCUCUGCUUUUUGAGUUGAGUGGGAAAGCACGUUGGCUGAUAGUUGUUGCUCCUCAUAAGAAGCCAGAGAUAAAGGAGACAUGGGGCUGGGCUAGGUGGGAUAUCGCAUCCUGGACGGCCGCGGGUGAGGCACGUCUGUAUGGUGGUGGAAAGCCUAAAGGCGAUGGGGACGAUGGGGAGACGGAGUUGGAGAUUGUCCGGGACAAAGUGAAGCUACGUUUAUAUAGAAGCAAUGCGUUUUAAAGGUGCCCAAAAUAUAAUGGAUUGCGACAACACAAAUAUAUCAGCCUGCUGAAGCAUGGACGACAGCGUCCGCCGUUUUAUGGGCACUAUUUGACUGGGGUAUGCUAGCCGAUCAAGCAGCAAAUGCGGUGAUCUGACCAUAGGAAGAAAGAAAACACGUUGGAAUGCCGGUUCUGGCAGUGAUAACCAUAUCGUCGCUUCCAGCAUGCGUACAUUUGCCCCAACCAACGUGAUUUUUCCUUUUUCCGUUUAAUGCAAUUGAACAUUAGGGUUUGACGCGUCGAGAAGCCUCCGAGAAAUAAUUCACCGCGGACACGUCUGCAUUUAUUCUAAUCUGCUGAUUUUGAUAUUCCUUUUUCUUCGUUCUCUCU
This is a messenger RNA of Cryptococcus deneoformans JEC21, 1439 nucleotides long. RefSeq lists its product as hypothetical. The transcript has 7 exons. Bases 73 to 1068 code for a protein of 331 amino acids. NCBI's taxonomy places the organism in Eukaryota, Fungi, Basidiomycota, Tremellomycetes, Tremellales, Cryptococcaceae. The record is from RefSeq and is a predicted model, not a curated record.